UUCAGCAGUAGUUUAAUAUGCAGGGACUCCAUGAUGACAGUGCUGACCUGCAUGGCCCAAGCUAGCCCCAACUCGUCAGACAUCAGAAGUGAAGUAGGGUCAGCAUUGUACUUGGACAGAAGGCCAAGUAAGUCCUGGGCACCCGUAGAGGCAGGCAAUGGCAAACGCAUCUUUGGAUGUCUAUUGCCUUGCAAACACUUCAAGGUAGGGUUGUCAGAGCCCCCUCUCCCCCCCUCCCAGCAAGAGAUGGAAGGAACCUAGAGAUUUGAGGGUGGAACCUGGGGAGAACAGGGACCUCAAUGGGGCACAAUGCCACUGCCAUAGCGUCCGCACUCCAAAGUGUCCAUUUUCUCCAGCUCUUAGUAUUCUGGAGAUGAGAUGCAAUUCCAGGAGAUACCCAAGUGAGGUCCCACCUGGAGGCUGGUAUCCUUGCUAUAGAGUCGCCACUCCAGAAGCGACUUGAGGCACUUUCUUCCAUCACCAACUCAUAACGGCGAACACGCGCAGCUGAAAACAAGGAUAAGUGACGUGUACUAUUUCAUCCAUCAACUCCACGCCGAGUCUUGGCCAUUCCCAGUGAGCCUGUGCUCCGAAAGCAUUCAGCUGGAGCACUCUCUCAUUUGGUGGCCAGCUAUGCCCCGCCUAAGGGCGAAUUUGGGAGGCAACGCUCAGUUCGUUUCAAUCAUUCCCCAAAGAUCUCCAUUUCCGCUGGGCGGGCGCAUCUGGUAAUACCGAAGCUCCACCUUCCUUUUCACGGCUGGUGAAUCGAUGUUUUCGGCUGGCCGAAGCAGGCCUUGCUCCUUUCUCCCGAGGCUUGAUGAGCACGGCCUGGCGGCGCUGUUGCCGCGCUGUCGCUUCGAGGUCAGGCCGGUGGGAGCGUGUGUGUUGUUCAGCGGCCUGGCGGCCGUGUUGACGUCUUCUGUCUCCUCUUGACUCCCAAAGCUUCCGCGGUUUCUGUUGGCGGAGGCAGGUGAUACCGGCAAGAGGCUUGUUUUUGCUCGCUGCGCCGCUGAGGUCGGUGCCUCAGUCGCCAUGAGCACCGAAGAGGAGAUCAUUCGCAUCGCUAAGAAAAUGGACAAGAUGGUGCAAAAGAAGAACGCGGCUGGGGCUCUUGAUUUACUCAAAGAACUGAAGAACAUGCCUAUGACACUGGAGUUGUUACAGUCUACAAGAAUUGGAAUGUCAGUGAAUGCAAUACGCAAGCAAAGCACAGAUGAAGAAGUUACAUCUUUGGCAAAAUCACUUAUUAAAUCAUGGAAGAAGUUAUUAGAUGGACCAUCAAAUGAUAAAGAUUCUGAAGAAAAGAAAAAGGAAAUAGCAUCUUCAUCACAAAAUAGUCCCGAAGCAAGAGAAGAAAGCAGUUCCAGUAGUAACUCAAGCAGCAAGAGAGAAGAAGCCAAUGCUUCCUCAGAAACCUUUAUAUCUUCAUUUCCUCGGGCUCCAAGUACAUCUGAUUCUGUACGAAUGAAAUGCAGAGAAAUGUUGGCUGCAGCUCUUAGAACAGGAGAUGAUUAUAUUGCAAUUGGUGCUGAUGAGGAGGAGCUAGGUUCUCAGAUUGAAGAAGCUAUAUUUCAGGAGCUAAAAAACACUGACAUGAAAUACAAAAACAGGGUGCGCAGCAGGAUAGCAAAUCUUAAGGACACAAAGAACCCUAAUCUAAGGAAAAAUGUUUUAUGUGGCAAUAUACCUCCUGACAGGUUUGCCAAAAUGACAGCUGAGGAAAUGGCAAGUGAUGAACUAAAAGAAAUGCGGAAAAACCUAACGAAAGAAGCCAUAAGAGAGCAUCAGAUGGCUAAAACAGGAGGCACCCAGACUGAUCUGUUUACAUGCGGUAAAUGUAAAAAGAAGAACUGCACUUAUACACAGGUUCAAACCCGAAGUGCUGAUGAGCCUAUGACAACAUUUGUUGUGUGUAAUGAAUGUGGAAACAGAUGGAAGUUCUGCUAGAUGAAGAAAUUGUUGGCAUCUGAAUCAGUAUGAAAAGAGGAUUUUAUAAUUAGCUUUAAGAACUAGGUCAAGCAUCUAGUUUCCUGCAAAAGGCUUUUCUUCCCGCUUCUUUUAAGCAAACGUCUUUAAAGUUAGAUUUUGUUUUUGAUGCUGCCGUCUCUGUAGUGAAUAGUCAGCAGAGCCAGGAUGCUCAAUUGUAUGGUGUAAUUUCAAAGAAAAGGUGGUUUUUUCAUUUUUAUAAUCAAGUCUACAUUAAACUUUUAUCAAUGACA
Molecule: messenger RNA, 2219 nt
Organism: Heteronotia binoei (common prickly gecko)
Lineage: Eukaryota; Metazoa; Chordata; Lepidosauria; Squamata; Gekkonidae
Gene: TCEA1
Product: transcription elongation factor A1
Exons: 10
Coding region: 1033-1947 (304 amino acids)
Biological process (GO): transcription elongation by RNA polymerase II; positive regulation of transcription by RNA polymerase II; DNA-templated transcription
Cellular component (GO): nucleus
Molecular function (GO): nucleic acid binding; zinc ion binding
Source: RefSeq, a predicted model, not a curated record